Oryza sativa Japonica Group (Japanese rice) is the source of this 851-nucleotide messenger RNA. RefSeq names its product protein FATTY ACID EXPORT 4, chloroplastic. Gene Ontology annotation, cellular component: membrane. The record is from RefSeq and is a predicted model, not a curated record. NCBI's taxonomy places the organism in Eukaryota, Viridiplantae, Streptophyta, Magnoliopsida, Poales, Poaceae.
GCGCGAUUCCUCCCGAUUUCACGAUUUCUCCCGAGACCACCGAUAGCAACCGCUCGGUCGCGGGGCGGAGAAGUCGCCAGAGAAAAUGACGGCGCCGGUGACCACCACCACCUCCUCCCUCCUCCUCCUCCACCACCCUGCCGCCGCCAUCCGUUCCCUUCCCUCGCCACCUCGUCCCAGUGCUGUGGCCCGUCCCGGCCGCAGCCGGCGUCGUGCCCUCCUCCGGUGUUCCGCGGUGUCCGAGCUCGCGCCCACCGCAUCAGCCGCCUACGGCGCCCUCCUCCUGGGCGGCGGCGCCUUUGCAUAUGUGAGGUCGGGGAGUAAAGGCUCCAUCUUUGGAGGACUGUCCGGAUCCGCGCUUAUGGGCAUUGCUUAUUAUCUGAUGCAAUCACCUGAAACAAAGGCGUUAGGUGACGCUGUUGGAUUUGGAUCUGCCUUUCUGUUUGCCAGUGUUUUUGGUAUAAGGCUGUACAAUACCCGGAAACUGGUGCCCUCUGGUCUUCUUCUAGUUCUUUCGCUUGGUGCCUUGGGUGUCUUUUAUUCUGCUUAUAUGCAAGACAAGGUGUGAACAAAUUCGAUUUGGCAGUCGAAGAAUUUUGUACUAGCUGAACCUUCAUUGAAGGCUGUCUUUAUUAAAUGUAAAAUUUUGAACCGAUCGUCGGUGUUUCUUCCUCUGUUUUAGUCACAACAUCAUUUAGUGUUGUCCAUGUCUUGCCAACGAUAAGCUUGAGCAAGCUUUCAGCCAUCACUGUGCUGAUUGAAAAUGUUGCUCCUGGACUGGACUAAAUAUGUCUGACGUUGAACAUGUUAAGUUCUCGGCCUGUACUUGCCUAGGCAGUCGGCACAUUGUA